AUGAAUUUGAUUUUCUUUAGUUGUGUAAAUACAUUUACAUAUACUCCUAACAAUUAUCGAGUCUAUUUGGAUAUUGAAUGCUCGAAUCAAUUAGAGCAAAUCAUAGUUAGGUUUGGAAAGAGUCAGUUUUUGACAACUCUACCUUCCCUCCCUUUAAAGGACAAGUGUGUAUCAAUGCCGGAACACAAAGGCGCGUAGCAAUACGUGAACACUACCUUGGAAAUUGAAAUAGCCGGGAAUACAAUUCAUAUGAAUUUCUCUUUCUUUCUCCACUUUAUGUUCUUCCCUACAACAUAAACCAAAGUGAAGCAUAGCGCAGUCAAAUCUUAUUAUCUGCAUGUCAUUCAUUUCAUAUACAAACAUCAAAAUAUAAAAACAUUGGUUAUUUUUAUUUCAUUUCAUUCUUAAUCAAAUUAUUGAAUUCAGAGUUCAUCAGAUUCUCAGAAAAAACUACUUUUCGGCUGCACAAAAACUACUCAGAGUGUGUGUGAGUUGUUGCAGACAUUAAACAAUGGAAAUAAACCCCCCCCCCCCCACCAAAAAAAAAAAAAAAAAAAAAUUAAAAACAAAAAAUUGACCUCCUCUUCACAAAGGCACAUGGCUCCUCUUUAGCUCUGAUUUUAUAAUUACUUAUAUUUUCUCUCUCUUACUUACAGAUUGGACUUAGUACUACUACAUACAUUCAUAAUUUAUAAUAUAUGUUAUUAAAAUGUUUUAUUAUUAUUAUUAUUAUUAUUAUUAUUAUUAUCUUUGUUAAUCCUAUUAUAGUUUUUUCUCUGGUUAAUUGACUGAUGAUUUCAAGACAUGUUUAUGACAAACUCUCAGAUCUAAUACACCCCCCCUUAUUCAUAUUCAUAUUCCUAUUAAAAGUCUCUUCCUUUUCUUCUUCUUCUUCUUCCAUUAUUUCACCUGCCAACAAUAUUAUUAAUUCUGUUUUUAUUUUAUUAUUACUCCGUAUUAUUGUUUUUAUUAUUGCUCUUCCUAAAUUCAUAAACUUUCUCAGAUUUUAUUUUGUGUCAUCAUUUAUCCCAAUUCCCAGAAUUCUGGUUGUUUUGUGCUUAUAAUUGGAUCUUGGUGGAUUGAAAAACCCUUUUCUAGGAAAACAAUGAAGAAAGACUGUAUGUUGUUGUAAGAACAGUAAUACAUUAAAUUGAAACAAGGGUUUAUAGAAUUGUAAAGUAAUAGUAGGGAUUAUUGUUAUUAUGGAGGAUCAAAUAAUAGUGGAUGACCAUAUGGAUGUUGAGGAGGCCCUUAAUCCGAUGUGGCCGGAUAAUGUAAAUGAAGCCGGGAGUCAAUUCAAUGUGGAUUGGCCGAAGGAGGAUCAAGAUAUGUUGAAAGAAGUAGCAGUUAACGCGGGGGGGCCUCAAAAAAUUGAUUUGGAGCUUCUCCAUGACAUGAUAGUAGACACUGAUAAGGGUGGCUCUCAACUGGCCAAUCUUAUGAAGCAAUGGGAGUAUAAGCAACAGAAUGCUGCUCGCCUUCUCAGAGAAGAGCUUGAUCGCCUCAGCAAGCAAAGAGAGGAGGUUGAGCUUAAGAGAUUGGAGAUUUUAGAGGAGCAUCGUUUUGAGGAAGAACGAGUUGGGGCCGACAGAUAUUCUGUUUCUGUAUUGGAGGAGCUCUAUGGUUCCUACAAGGUUGUUCCUAAGAAGAAAUGUGAUUCACCUGUUGAAAGUCAUAAAGGACUCGAAAUAGAUGCUGAGUAUGACACCAUAGUGUAUUGGAAACAAAGGGCUGCGAUCCUCGAGAAUUUGUUGAAGGAAAGCAGGCAGAGGGAGCAGAUUCUCUUGGAAAAGCUGGACGAAAGCAUCAAGAAUAUGGAGCAACAAUCCACGCCAGUGGAAGAAUUGUCACAGAUGCUUAAAAGAGCAGAUAACUUUAUACAAAUCAUUCUUCAAAAUGCACCUAUUGUUCUUGGUCAUAUGGAUAAAGAGCUGCGGUACCGUUUUAUCUACAAUCCCUACCCAAGUUUUAAAGAGGAGGAUAUUAUAGGAAAAACGGAUACGGAGAUCUUUACUGGUGCUGGAGUAAAGGAGUCUCUAGACUUCAAGCGAGAAAUCUUAGAACGUGGACUACCCGGAAAGAGAGAAAUAACAUUUGAAACUGAACUUUUUGGGUCAAAAACCUUUUUGAUAUAUGUGGAGCCUGUGCCUAAUAAGGCAGGAGAGACCAUUGGUGUCAAUUACAUUGGAAUGGAUAUUACAGAUCAGGUCAGAAAAAGAGAGAAGAUGGCAAAGCUUCGAGAGACGAUAGCUGUACAGAUAGCCAUGGAGACUGAGCUGAAUAAGACGAUACAUAUUACAGAGGAAACUAUGCGGGCAAAGCAAAUGCUUGCCACUAUGUCUCAUGAGAUACGGUCACCAUUAUCUGGCGUUGUUAGCAUGGCCGAGGUUCUAGCCACCACUAGACUGGACAAGGAACAACGACAAUUGUUAGAUGUCAUGAUUUCUUCAGGGGAUUUGGUCCUUCAGCUCAUCAAUGACAUCCUUGAUCUCUCCAAGGUUGAGUCAGGUGUUAUGAGGUUGGAAGCUACCAAGUUCCGACCAAGAGAAGUUGUAAGGCAUGUACUCCAGACAGCUGCAGCCUCUUUGAAGAAAAUGCUGACGUUGGAAGGAUAUAUAGCAGAAGAUGUUCCUAUAGAGGUGAUUGGAGAUGUUCUUAGAAUUCGACAAAUUCUCACUAAUCUAGUCAGCAAUGCCAUUAAAUUUACGCAUGAAGGUAAAGUUGGCAUAAGACUUUAUAUAGUACCAGCGCCUUAUUCUGCUGAAGAAGAUCACCAUCCUGUUGAAAGACUCGAAACCUAUACUGCCACCGAUGAAAAAGGUGAUUCUGAUCAUCCAUAUGGAGAUGAUCCUUCUGAAGCUCAUAAAACUUCGGAUGAGUCUGGAAUGCCAUUCAAGAGAGGAGAAUCACAAUCAAAAGAUGAAGAUAGGCAUCCCAUUAUAUUUCCAACAACAGUAUGGAUACGCUGUGAUGUAUAUGACACUGGAAUAGGAAUUCCAGAGCACGCUUUGCCCACUUUAUUCAAAAAAUAUAUGCAAGCCAGUGCUGAUCAUGCUCGUAAGUAUGGUGGAACUGGACUAGGCUUAGCCAUAUGCAAACAACUGGUUGAGCUAAUGGGUGGUCAUAUGACGGUAUCCAGCAAAGAGCAUUGUGGAUCAACAUUCACAUUUGUACUCCCAUACAGGGUAUCUCCUGAAUCCGACGACCAGUCUGAUGAUCCUGAUGAGCUUCCAGAUGCUUCUACUCAUCAUGAUGCAACAGCCACUAAUGAUCAUACUGAUGGAUUUUUCCAAUUCCAGCCUCGGACAUUGAGUUCUUCUAUGUUAUCUCUCAGUGGAGAAAGCAGAGGCCAAAAUAUAUUACAAAAUAAUUAUGGAUAUAGUAUGAUGCCUGACAUCAACCCAGUGUCAGAAAAUUUAGCUUCAUUGUCUCCUACUCAUGCUACUCCAAAGGAGUUGAAAACUGAGCAGGGAUCACAUGAAAGUUCUUCGAGGAACAGUGGUGAUAAUGCCGCUGCUGAAAUAAGUGGUAGAAAUGAUCAGUAUGUUGGAGAUGAAAGGAAUAUUGGUGAAAACCUAAGAUCAUUGGAUAUGGAAGCUGGAUCUAGUGUAAUUGGGGGCCAAGUGGAAAAGACGUUACACGACCCUCAAGAUGAACAACGGAUGAUGCAGAAUCGUGAUACAAGUCUGCAGAGUACUGCAAGCAGCGUGCCUGACGUAAAUAGAGCUGAGGAAAAGCCUAAAAUUCUCCUUGUAGAAGACAAUAAGAUCAAUGUGGUGGUGACAACAUCCAUGAUGAAACGAUUGGGUCACAGCAUAGACGUUGUUAAUAAUGGAAUUGAGGCCAUUCGUGCUGUUCAAAAUCAUACUUAUGACCUUGUUUUGAUGGAUGUGUGCAUGCCAGUGAUGGAUGGACUUCAAGCUACAAGGAUCAUUCGUUCUUACGAAGAGUCUGGCAGUUGGGAUGCUGCUAUGGAGGCAGGAAUUGAUCAACCUAUGCAUUUUCAGAAUUCACCAUUAAAUUUUCAUGAUUCAUCAAAGAGAAUUCCAAUUAUUGCGAUGACAGCAAAUGCAUUAUCAGAGAGUGCAGAUGAGUGCUUUGCGAAUGGUAUGGAUUCGUUUGUGUCAAAGCCUGUUACAUUCCAAAAGUUAAAAGAGUGCCUUCAGCAGUAUUUGCCGUGAUAUCUUCUUGUAUAUUCAUUCAUCUGUACAGAAGUAAAAUGUCUUUCUUUUUAGGAAAUUUUUGUAACCAAAUGUAUCAUGUUUUUAGGAAUGAGCAUCUUCUGUAAAUUUUUUUGCCAAUUCUUUUACUGGUGGGAAAGAAAUAAAAGUUUGCAGCUAAGCUGAAUGGGUUGGAAA
Molecule: messenger RNA, 4358 nt
Organism: Chenopodium quinoa (quinoa)
Lineage: Eukaryota; Viridiplantae; Streptophyta; Magnoliopsida; Caryophyllales; Amaranthaceae
Product: histidine kinase 5-like
Exons: 13
Coding region: 1203-4181 (992 amino acids)
Biological process (GO): protein autophosphorylation; phosphorelay signal transduction system
Molecular function (GO): histidine phosphotransfer kinase activity; phosphorelay sensor kinase activity
Source: RefSeq, a predicted model, not a curated record